Messenger RNA from Apus apus (common swift), 1023 nucleotides. RefSeq names its product GTP cyclohydrolase I feedback regulator (gene GCHFR). The transcript is spliced from 3 exons. Bases 75 to 329 code for a protein of 84 amino acids. NCBI's taxonomy places the organism in Eukaryota, Metazoa, Chordata, Aves, Apodiformes, Apodidae. Gene Ontology annotation, biological process: negative regulation of biosynthetic process. Gene Ontology annotation, molecular function: GTP cyclohydrolase binding. Gene Ontology annotation, cellular component: nucleus; cytoplasm. The record is from RefSeq and is a predicted model, not a curated record.
CGGGCACGGCCCCCUCGGGCACGGCCCCCCCGGGCACGGCCCCCCGGGAGCGGCGGCGGGAGCGGUGGAGGAGGAUGCCGUACCUGCUCAUCAGCACCCAGAUCCGCAUGGAGGUCGGUCCCACCAUGGUGGGAGACGAGCACUCGGAUCCCAGCCUGAUGAGCUUCCUGGGGGCCACCAAGAGGAACAUGAUAGGGAACCACUUCUGGGAGUACUACGUGAACGAGGCCCCACGCCUGGUCCUGAACAAGCUGGAGAGCUGCGGCUACCGGGUGGUCAGCAUGACGGGCGUGGGGCAGACCCUGGUCUGGUGCCUCCACAAGGAAUAGCCAGGAAGGCUCCUCCUGCCUUCCCCCGGGACAAGACCUCACCCAGGACUCAUAGCAAACCUUUCCCCUUCACUCCUUUCUGUCCCAGACUCCAGGCACUUGGGAGUGAUGCAGAGGCUGCCCUGACCUGGUGGGCACUUGCCCCUCCCAGGGCUGGGGGAGGAAGGUGUGCUCAGGCACAGCACAGGGGGCUCCAUCUCUGCAGCCCCUGCAUGGCAGUCUGGCAAACACCAGCUUCUCCCAUUUUAAUCAUCUCCUUAGCAUGCACUGCAGGAAGCUCAAGGAGCAGACGUGUCUGGCUGCUCCCCAGAGAGGGACGUGCUGUGCUGCCAGCCCAGGGCAGGCCUGUCCCCAGGCCCUAGGGAGGCCACGUACAGAUGAUGUGCUGCCUCAUCCCCAAAACAUCAAGGGCAACUGCUGCACCUGGACAGUGCUCCUUGGGAACCCCUUCAACUCAGCAGCACAGCAAGUUUCUCCCAGCUGGGACCGUGGUGAGCAGCAGCAUCAGCCCUUUGGCCCCAAGGGUGCCAUCCAGGCCUCUCACAUUGCUCCUGACACAGCCUCGGAAAGGUCUUGUGAACACUUCAGGCAUGGGCUCUGUGAUCUGAGCAGCAGCUGUUGCAGUGCUGGAUUGUUUGGGACUGUACAUCCAUCCUGCUGUAGAGGUGCCAUCAAUAAAACAUUCCUCUGAAGA